Molecule: messenger RNA, 988 nt
Organism: Panonychus citri (citrus red mite)
Lineage: Eukaryota; Metazoa; Arthropoda; Arachnida; Trombidiformes; Tetranychidae
Exons: 1
Coding region: 16-948 (310 amino acids)
Biological process (GO): nucleotide-sugar metabolic process; carbohydrate metabolic process; regulation of DNA repair
Cellular component (GO): nucleus; cytoplasm
Molecular function (GO): poly(ADP-ribose) glycohydrolase activity
Source: RefSeq, a predicted model, not a curated record
ACAUAUUAACAUUCAAUGUUCAGUUUAUUUUCAGGUCGGUCAGCGUAUAAAUUUCAAGCCGAAAAGUUGAAAUGUAUCUUGAACUAUUUUCAUCGAGUUGCGAUUAACCCACCGAGGGGAACGGUUACCUUUCGACGACAAUAUUUGGCCCCAGAACGAACUCCUGAUUGGUCAAGUUCAGCGAAGACUUUGAAAAAGUUUAUCGUUUGUCCAAAUGGGACAAUUGAAAACGAUGGACGGGGAAUGCUUCAAGUUGAUUUCGCUGAUGAAUAUAUCGGUGGUUUAACGCUUACUUAUGGAAUGCUCCAAGAAGAGAUUCGAUUUGCGAUCAAUCCCGAGUUAAUUGUUUCGAUGCUUUUUACUGAGAAAAUGUUGGACAAUGAGGCAGUCGUUAUCAUCGGCGCUGAACGAUUUAACAGCUAUUCAGGAUACUCUGAUACUUUUAAAUUCGCAGGCGAUUUUAAUGAUACAACACCAAUGGACUCAUGGGGGCGUCGGUACACUAGAGUUGUAGCGAUAGACGCUAUUAAUUUCGGUUACGAUGAUUUGAUUCAAGAUCAAUAUUCGAAAAAGUUUAUCGAUAGAGAACUAGUUAAAUCUUUCACUGGUUUCAUGGAAACUGAGGACAUUCAAGAGUCCAAUCGAUGUGCUGUCGCAACGGGAAAUUGGGGCUGUGGUGUUUUUCGAGGUGAUCCUAAAUUGAAAUGCUUAAUCCAGUGGAUCGCCGCAUCGAUGGCCCUUCGAGAUGUUGUUUACAUCACUUUUAGUGAUCGCCGAUUAUCAAAUAUGAAAGACACUAUCUCUCAACUCGAAGCUAAGAAACUGACCACUGGUCAAUUGUACAAUUAUCUUAUUGAAUAUGGACAAUAUAUUGAAUCUCUGCAUUCAAUAAGAUUAACUACAGUCAGUGUCUUUGAAUUCAUCAGGGAAAAAAUACAAAACAAUUGAAUCUGUAAUUUGAUAAAUUAAAAUUAACCAAAACAAUUAA